Messenger RNA from Monopterus albus (swamp eel), 3194 nucleotides. It is a transcript of the gene lclat1, whose product is annotated as lysocardiolipin acyltransferase 1. Gene Ontology annotation, biological process: phosphatidylinositol acyl-chain remodeling. The record is from RefSeq and is a predicted model, not a curated record. The transcript is spliced from 6 exons. Gene Ontology annotation, molecular function: acyltransferase activity. NCBI's taxonomy places the organism in Eukaryota, Metazoa, Chordata, Actinopteri, Synbranchiformes, Synbranchidae. Gene Ontology annotation, cellular component: endomembrane system; endoplasmic reticulum. The coding region runs from base 309 to 1466 and encodes 385 amino acids.
GUUGACAAGUUGAGAGGUCGUUAGCAAAAGACGGCUGGCACACUUUUGUUACGGUCAUAAUAAUUGAAGUCAGUCAAGUAGUCCUGUGUCCACGAUUUGCUAAGCUAAAACCUCUUGGAAGAAGCUUAUCGGUUGCGAGAGCGCCAGCUGGUAACGGACUGGUAACGGUAACCCAGAUGUUAAUAAGCGUUGCUACUUAGCUAGCUAACGUUAGCAGGCUGUGGUUGGCUUGGGCAAGACAGGUGUUUGGACUUAUUGGAGCUAACGUAACUAGCUCAUGUCAUAAACUUCGAGGAAAAAUACCAAAGAUGGGAGUGUCUGUGCGAGGCCUGUACUUUGUGGUGACCCUAUUUUUGGGUAGUUUCUUUGGAAGUGUCUUCAUGCUGGGUCCAGUUUUGCCACUCAUGCUGCUGUCUCCUGCUUGGUACCGCUGGCUGACUGAUCGGAUCAUUGCUACUUGGUUCACCCUGCCUGUGUCCUUGCUGGAGCUAGUAUUUGGAGUGAAAGUGGUAAUAACAGGUGAUGGCUUCAUUCCGGGGGAGCGUAGCGUGAUCAUCAUGAACCACCGUACCCGUCUGGACUGGAUGUUUCUUUGGUGUUGUCUGCUCAGGUACAGCUACCUUCGUCUAGAGAAGGUCUGCCUCAAGGCUGCGCUCAAGGCUGUGCCUGGCUUUGGCUGGGCAAUGCAGGUGGCCUGCUUUGUCUUUAUUCAGCGUCGUUGGGAGGAGGACAAGAUUCACUUGGAGAACAUGCUGGACUACUUCUGUGACAUCAGAGAGCCCCUUCAGCUGCUACUGUUCCCUGAGGGCACAGACCUCACUGAAAAUACAAGAGCAAAGAGUGACACAUUUGCUGCCCAGAACAACCUGCCAAAAUUUGAGUAUGUGCUGCAUCCCCGAACCACUGGAUUCACAUUUAUUGUGAACAAACUACAAAAAGGAGACAACCUGGAUGCCGUCCAUGACAUUACAGUGGCUUACCCCAAGAACAUCCCUCAGACAGAACGCCACCUCAUUUUGGGGCUUUUUCCACGUGAGAUCCACUUCCACGUCCGCCGCUAUCCAGUGGCUUCACUGCCCGCCUCUUCCUCUGACCUUGAGUCUUGGUGUCGAGAGCGCUGGGCUGAGAAGGAAGUCCGUCUCCGUGACUUCUACUCAAGUCAGCCCCGAGCCUUUGACAGGGACGGUGUUGCACAUGUGCCACCUUGUAAGUCAGAGCUGCGGGUGGCUCUGAUCAAAGUUGCCUCUCUCCUGUACUGGAGCAGCUUCAUUGCGUUUUGCUUUACUGGGCUGUGGCUGUGGGCGCCAUUCAGGCUCUACUUCCUGGUGAUUGUUGGAGUGUAUAUGGCCCAGCAGAAGUUGGUCGGAGGGCUGGAGCUGCUAGAAUUGGCCUGCCAUCGAUACUGGAAAUCUGUGGCUGUAGACAUAGGUGACAAGAAUAAGGUGUUGGAUGAGAAGAAGCAGUGAGGCUGGAAGACAAGGGUGACUGGACAAUGACAUGUUUUCAGCUAUGCUCAGCAAGGACACCAUGGACUCAGUUAACGUGAUCUGUUCAGUUCAAGGCACUAGAGGAUCCCUUUGAGGGGCCUGGUGCGCCAUACUAUAGAAAGGGAAUAAUAAGUCAACUUCAAAGUGGUAUGCAUGGCUUCAGUGGAGAAACUUGCCUUUCUGUUGAAGAAGAAAAGAGGAAUGUUGCAUUUAUCUGUGCUGGGUUCAAGGAAUUCAUCACAAGUUUAUUAGCUUGCUGUCAGUGCAUUUUAUCUGUUAUAUAAGUGUGGACAUGUGUCAUGCUGUUUAUAUUUGUUAUAUUGUUAUCAUGUCUAUGAAACAGCUUUUAUUGUUUACUGUGUUGCCCUUCCUUUUAUAUCUGUCACAAAUUAUGGAGCAGAGCCAUAUUACAGACCACCUGUACACAUAUGACUUGACUCUAACAUUCAAAUAAGCACUGUAGUUAGCUGUAUUAGACUGGUGGGACUAGUUAAACAAAUCAGUUGAAAUUAACAGUCUCUAGCAAGAAAAGAAAAGGACAGCUAUAAUUCCCAGAGAAUUUUUAAGGUGUAUACAGGUAUAUAUGUGUACCGCUGUUUACCUUUGUUAGGUAUAAUUACCCUUUUAUACAAAUUUGGGAAUAAACUUUUCCCAGUUAGUCCUUGGAGGUUUCUCAUGAGAUGAUGUUUAUUACUGUAUAGGUCUUAAAACAUAAAUGAUGUUACUCUGCUUGUUUGGUCAGGUUGCUUUUGCACAUUAAAGCCAAAGGUGAGAAAAGCAGGUGGGGCGUAAAAAAGUAACCAAACAAUAUACUCUGUCUUGUCACAGAAUGUUAGCUUAACUCAAAGUUGGCAAAGUCGUCUGUAGAUGCGCCGAGGCAACAGCUCAUUGGAAUCAAAGAUCUGACUUGAGAUCUUAUGUGUGGAGAAGUGUAGAAGAAAAAGCAUUAUGUCCUUUCUGAGAAUGAGGAGACAGGAUGUGGGUGGUACUGCAGUGAAAGAAUGUCCUGUUGGGACAACAUUACCCCUCGAUGUGCUGGGUGGCACAGAGGACCAGACUUGGAGUGGAAAACUGGCCCUGAACUCAACCUAAUCCAAAAAAGCUCUGUAAUGCCUACCUCUGCUUGUGUCCCUCUAAAGGACUGGCAGUGAUGAGCCUGCUAAACUCAAUUAGCAAAUGACAGCUGAGAAAGCUAUGCCAAUUGUGCCAAAAAAGGACAGAAAUUGAAACAGGAUUGGAGCGGCACUACACCCACUUUUUUAUCCACCGACUCCUUACCAGGCUCAAAACCAUUUCAAACCAUGUUCAGUCUUGGGGUCAGGGAACAUUUGUAUCUUGGACAGUCUAGCAGUUUCUGUAACACUGUAAUUUGUGAUCAAGCAGACCAAUGUCUCAUGGUUGACCGCACAAUGUAAAGGAGACUGAAGCAUCUUUCUUGUUUGUAUGAAUCUGAAACUCCUGUAGUUAAAGCGCAAUGCGGUUGUUUCCAGUCACUGUGAUCAGCUGUGUUAAUAAUUUUAUCAUCAGCACGUUGUAGUCUGAACCAGGUAUAAUCUAUGUCUAUUACUCUUUUACUUUUGCUGUUUUGUGUUGCUCAGUUUACAAUCACUUGCUGAUGCUGGACCUCUUUAAAGUCACUGUCCUCAGGUAAACACAGUGGAUACUGUUAUGAGACUGUCUCUUAAAGGAAAAAAUAAAUAUGCUAUA